Parnassius apollo (apollo) is the source of this 831-nucleotide messenger RNA. The record is from the annotation of a GenBank genome assembly. NCBI's taxonomy places the organism in Eukaryota, Metazoa, Arthropoda, Insecta, Lepidoptera, Papilionidae.
AUGAUGGAAAAAAAGAUAGUGCGCAAAGGGCCGCUGCCUGGAGGUCGCCAGGGCGCGUCUGGAGCUGGCGCUGGACUCGACAGCAUGCGGGCCGCCAGCCGAGCGCGGGGUGUUGCAAGACCAUCUAGCAGCCCCCCGCAUCCAUCAUCCCCACCAGAAGGCUUGGUGUCAGCUGGGUCUUCUCGGACUAAGCAAGCGGCACCCGCCGCUGGUGGAGCACGUCGCAUGCGUUGGUCAAAAUUAAUGAACGCAAACGCACUGCGGGCGUAUUUUAGGGCAAAAGGGGAAGAAACUGGAUGUUUGGCGUAUCGGACUCGGAUGCAUCGCUGUUUUUCAGAGCUGAAGCCAUCUCUAUCGGUCACUGAGCAAAACCUGGCAGACCGAGUUCGGUACUCCUGCGUUCCAACAUAUUUGGUGACGCCGAACUCGAACGACUAUGACAUUGAUCAGAAGAGGCUCUAUAAAUCAUUGGAACGACCAAAGGUAUAUGGAGCGGGCCCAGGACCGGAUCAGGUUGACACUGUCGCGUUUUGGCGUGGCCUGUGGUCAGAGCCCGUAAACCACAGCGAGAGCCCUUGGAUAGAAGUUGUGGCGAGCCAGAGUGUAAGUGUUACGCCUAUGGAGCCCGUCACCAUAAAGCCUGAAGACGUGGCUGAGGCGGUCGGUAGGGCCCCCGAACUGGAAAAGUCCGGGGCUCGACAGGCUGCAUCAUUACUGGCUGAAGGGGUUCGUAGUGUGUCGCGCUGUGCUCGCCCGACAGUUUCAAGAGGCUCUCGAUCAAAAGUCGCUCCCGAGCUUCUUCACUACUGGGAUCACUCACUUGGAUCUUAA